AUGAAAGGCAAACGACCUGUUGGAAGGCCGCGUAAGGGAGAACCUGACGUCUCUCAAGUCAGAGUUGAGGUAACAGAUGAUCAACAAGUUGGUCAUCUUAAUGUGAAGUCGCACGGCCAUGCUUAUAACGGACUUGAAGAGCGCCUUAACGAGGUCGAGGAUUCCUGGGAGACGGACUCACUAUUUGAGGAUGUCAUCGAUGACAUUACCGAGGAUAGAUUUUUCAACGAUGUUGAUGCCGUUACUCCUGAGCAAGCUGCACGUUAUCGUCAGCAACUUCGCACGAUUGGCCCCCAAGAGUUUUGUCGACUCACUGUUGACUCAGGUGCCAUCACAGCUAAGAAGCUCCUGACUGCCUUCGGAAUUCGCCCGCCCGCUUUUCUUGAGGGGCUGCCUGAUGAUAACUACUUCAGCUUACUCACCUUGGCUAUGACCCGUGAAUUGGCUAAGCGCGCUAAGCUCCCCAAGUACAAUACAAUUGACGAUGCCGUCACUCUUCUUAAGCAGUCUCGCAACAUCGUCGUACUCACCGGAGCUGGAAUCUCCACCUCGCUUGGCAUACCUGACUUCCGUUCCAAGGAGACCGGUCUUUAUUCGCAACUUGAGAAAUUAGAUAUUGGAAUCAGCGACCCGCAGGAAGUCUUUAACAUAGACGUCUUCCGCGAUGAUCCCACUAUCUUCUACUCUAUCGCCAAGGAUAUUCUCCCCGACACGAAGGGCCUAUACUCACCAACUCACGCUUUCAUCGCCAAACUUCAGGAUAUGGGCAAACUUCUCACGAAUUACUCGCAGAACAUCGAUAAUAUCGAGGCGAAUGCGGGUAUUAAACCUGAGAAGCUGGUGCAGUGCCAUGGUUCAUUCGCCACUGCCACAUGUCAGAAGUGUGGCCACAAAGUACAAGGUGAUACCCUCUUUGGUGAAAUCAAGGCUGGAAGGAUCCCUCGAUGUGUCAAGUGCAUCGCUGCACUCCGCGGCAACGGCGCUAUGAAGCGCAAGCGCUCCUACAAUAAGAACACAGGUAAGAAGAGCAAACGUCGAAGCUCCGAUGACGACGACGAUGAUGACGACCAGUACGAUAUUCCUGCGGCAGGUGUUAUGAAACCCGACAUCACUUUCUUUGGCGAGGAACUACCCGACGAGUUUAGUCAACGAUUAGAAAAGCACGAUCGUGACCUCGUCGAUCUAGUCAUCGUAAUCGGCACGUCCCUCAAAGUCGCACCUGUCUCCGAGGUCGUUCCCUUCCUUCCACCUCACAUCCCACAAAUCUAUAUUUCGCGCACGCCAGUCAGUCACAUCAACUUCGACAUCGACCUUCUUGGGGACUGCGAUGUAGUUGUCGCCGAACUAUGCCGUCGCGCUGGAUGGGAUCUCAAUCAUAAAAUGGUGUCGCCAGACCAAAUGGUAGAUAUCAAAUUGGAAGACGGGUACAAGAGCCGUCAUGUCUUCACCGUUAUCGACCCGAAGACACCACAAAGCCCAGAGCUAUAA
Hypoxylon trugodes is the source of this 1488-nucleotide messenger RNA. Its product is annotated as putative histone deacetylase SIR2. Gene Ontology annotation, molecular function: NAD+ binding. The record is from RefSeq and is a predicted model, not a curated record. Lineage: Eukaryota; Fungi; Ascomycota; Sordariomycetes; Xylariales; Hypoxylaceae. The transcript is spliced from 2 exons. The coding region runs from base 1 to 1488 and encodes 495 amino acids.